Gadus macrocephalus (Pacific cod) is the source of this 6637-nucleotide messenger RNA. RefSeq names its product trichohyalin. The coding region runs from base 336 to 6059 and encodes 1907 amino acids. The record is from RefSeq and is a predicted model, not a curated record. The transcript is spliced from 29 exons. Lineage: Eukaryota; Metazoa; Chordata; Actinopteri; Gadiformes; Gadidae.
AUCAGUUCUUCACCGAUUGACCACCGUUACACAAGCGCUCGGACCCCUAAUAAGUAUUACAAAAGAACCAAAGGUCAUCCAUGCUACAGGGGGCGCUGCGGAGGACGGGCCGCUAGAACCUCCUCUUGAUUCCUUUGUCGGGGUACAGGCUGUUGUGUUCUGUAUUUUGAAUCCUCUUCUUCAAAUCCAGGGGUCUUAACCUUCCUUACUAUUGGACGGACCGUGUGGUUAACAGUCUGAUAGGUCAUUGGUCAAUGGGCAGGAGCUCAUGUGCAUUAAAGCUGCAGACACCAGAAACAGCAUUCUGAAGGGACUGAAACAGGAGAAUAGCGGAGAUGGACACAAACGUGCUGAUUGGCUGGCAAGAGGAGAGGGUGCGGCUUAGACGAGACGUGUCUCGUUUGCAGGAUGAGCUGGCUGAGAGCCACGCAGAGAGAGAGGAGCUGACUUCACGCUCACACGCACUGGACCACCGGUUGGUGAGCUGCCUCGACCCGUCUCUCUCUCUGCGUGGGUCAGGUGAGGAGAAGGAUUGGAGGAGAAGAGUGCGAGAGGGGAGGGAGAGGGAGGCACGACAGGCCCUACUCAUCCACAAGCUUCAGAACAAGGUGGUGGAGUUCAGAGAGCGAUACCAGGAAGUGAAACAGCGUCUCAAGGGAGAGGAGAGGGAGCUGGCCAACCAAGAGCGGAGGCUGCUGGACGCUCACAGCGAUUCCCUGGAGAGCACCCUCUUCAGGCUAGAGGAGCAGCAGCAGAGAUCUAUUGGACUGGCUGAGGGAAAUUCAUUUCUCAGACAGCAGCUCAGUCAAUCAGAGCAGACUAACCUUGCCUUGAGGGAGGAUCUCCAUAAGUUGACUGCUGAUUGGUCCAGAGCUGUCGAGGAAGCGGAGCUCAAAGAAGUAAAUUGGCAGAAAGAGAAAGAGGGUCUAUUAGGUCAUGUGACUAAGGAACAGGGACGUCUGAUGUGUUUAUGGAGAUCCGUCAUCACACUGAGAAGAGACUGUCUGUCCUUAAAGACCGCCACAGACAGGGACCUUUGUGAGCUGCGGUCUGGGUUCUCCUCCCUCUCCUCCUCACUCCUCACCUGCUGUGACUCCUUCACCUCUGUCUCCCUUCCUCUUGCACCCCCUCUUCAUUCCACCCUGGGGCCCUGCCAAUUGGAGGAGCUGCUGGGGGGAGAGGAGGAGAAAGAGGAGAAGGAGAGAGAUUUGACAGAACUGAAAGGAAGGGUGACAGAGCUCUCUCUCUUAGUGCAGUCUUUGGAGAGAGAGCGGGAGCGAUGGUUGGGGGAGAAGAUAAUGGAGGAGAAGGAGAGGAGAGUGGAGGAGGAGAAGGAGAGGAGUGAGGUGGAGAGGAGCUACCAGUCUCUGAGCCAGGCUAUCCUAACCCUGUCCAGAGUCCUGGGCUCCUCCCCCACCAAGGUAGAUCAUCUCUCCUCUCUGCUGGCGGUGUUGUCCCAGGCAGACAGCGCCCUCCAGAUGAGACACCAGAAACUACAGGAGGCGGAGGUGGUCAGGAGGAGGUUGGAGGAGCAGAAGGAGUCUCUACAGGACAGACUCUACCAGCUGGAGGCCGACCACUCAGAGACAAACACACUCCUGCAAACCACACACCUGCAGCUGGUAGACACCCAGCAGAAACUGGCCAGGGAGAGGGAGACAGUGAUGGGUCUACAGGCGGAGGUGGAGCUGGUUGGAAAGAGGGAGGAGGAGGAGAAAAGAGAGAGCAAGAGGAUGAGGAGAGAGAUGGAGCGGGAGGAGGAGGAGAGGAGACACGUGAAGAGAGACGGACAGAAAAGGGUGGAGGAGGGCCUGAUGGAGAUCGCCCAGCUGAAGGAGAGAGAGCUGAGAGGUCACAUGGAGAUCUACAGCCUGAAGGGGGCGGUAGAGAGAGAGAAGCUGGACAGACAGAGAGCAAAUGAGGAGGCUGUGGAGGCUGGAGAAGCUUUACAGAAGACCAGAGACAGUAUGGUGUUGCUGGUGUGUGAUCAGAACCUAAUGAAGAGACAGCUGGCUGAAACCAGGGACUCUCUGAACAAGAUGGCCGCUCUCAACCAAUCCCUGGUCGAGGACAAGAUGGAGCUCAACACCCACAUACUACAGGUGGAGGCAGAGUUGGCUGAUGGACAGUGCAAGCUCCAUGCUCUGAGGUCAGAGGUCACAUCAUUACAGAGGGAUUUGAGAGUGCUGAGCCAGGACUACAACCAGCUAAAGACCCAUAUUCAGACAGAAGAGGAGGUCCUUCUCCACCUGAGGGAGCGAGAACAAGCAAUGGAGAGAGCAGGGGAGGAGAGAGAGCGAAAGCUGGUUGGUCUGAUAGAGGAGAGAGAGCGAGAGGGAGAAGAACUGAAAGAGCUGUGUACCCAGCAUGCCUUGGUGCGGUCUGAGCUCCAGGAGGCGUGUAGUGAGUUGUCACGGGUUACGGAGGAGAAGAGGAGAGCAGAUAGAGGGAGGGAGGAGCUGCAGAGAAGGAGGGAGGAGCUGGAGAGGGAGAGACGAGACAAGCUGUCCUCUCUGGAGAGAGAGAGAGAGCUGCAAGUGGACGAUCGAGAGCAGCUCAGGUGUACGUUGGUGUCUCUCCACCAGCAGCUGAGGGACCAUCAGCAGCAGGUGUCUGUGUUGGAGAUGGACAGACAGCAGCUCCUCACUCAGACACUCACCCUGCAGCAGACUAAAGACACCCUGCAAGGAGAGAUGGUGUUCUUGAAGGAGGAGGUGGAGUUGGGGAGGAGCCAGGAGGAGGAGCAGAGAGAGAGAAGGCAGGAGGAAGGAAGAAGCAGGAGGCGGCAGGUGGAGACACUUGUGGAGGAGGUGGAGGAGCUGUCCAAGAUGAGGAAAGAAGGAGAGGCGGGGAGGGAUAGGGAGAGAGAGGUGUGGCAGAGAGAGAGGGAGUGUCUGAGCAAAGAGCUGGGGAGGAGGGAAGCGGAGCAGUUGGUGAGCUCUACUAGGUUGGAGGAGGUUUCCACCCUGUUGAGGGAGACAGAGAGGGAGGUGGAGAGGCUACAGCAUACUCAACGGCACCAUGACAAACAGGUGGAGGAGGAGAGAGGGACGGUCAGCCUGUGGAGAGAGAGAGCACAGGAGGAGGAGAGACAGAGGCAGAGACUGACGGUGUUGCUCGCCCAGGCGGAGGAGAGGAUGAAGAAAGGUGAGAAGGAGGUGAAGAGACAAGUGGAGGUGAUGAGGAGCAGCAGAGGGGAAGAGAGAGAGAGACUCAACCUCAGCCUCCAACAGCUAAGCGAAGAAAACAAACGGCUCAACCUAACAGAGAGAGAGAGGGAGAAAGAGAGACUGGAGGAGGAGAGAGAGAGACUGGAGGAGGAGAAAGAGAGGGUGAGACUGACGGAGGAGAGAGAGAGGAAGAGAGCUGAGGAGAUGACACGAGCGAGAGAGAGGGAGAGACUGGUGGAGAGAGAGAGGCAGAGAGAGAUGGAGGCUUUGUGUGACCAAAUCGAGAAAUUGGAGAAAUUGGGAGCAGAGAAUGAGGUGCAGCAGUCCAGAAUGAUAUCUGAGGAAAAGAGGAGGGAGGGAUGGAGAAAAAGAGCUGAGGAGGCAGAGAAGGAGAGAGAGGAGGCGAAACGGAGGCUUUUGGAAAGAGAGCUGAGUCAUGAGGAAGAGUUGAAAGCGGAAAGGAGAGUGCGUGAGGAGGCGGAGGAGAGGCUGAGGAGGGCUGAAUCCCAGAUGAGGACCAGAGGAGAAGAGAUGGAGAGGAUGAACCAACGGGUGCUUGGUCUGCAAGGAGAGCAAGUGCGUGUAGAGGGAGAGCUCCUGAGGAGGAGAGAGGAGGAGAGGGAGAGAGAGAUAGACCUCCUGAGGAGCAGAGAGAGGGAGAGAGAGAUAGACCUCCUGAGGAGGAGAGAGGAGGAGAAGGAGAGAGAGAUAGACCUCCUGAGGAGCAGAGUGGAGGACAGGGAGAGUGAGAUAGACCUCCUGAAGAGGAGAGAGGGGGAGAGGGAGAGAGAGAUAGACCUCCUGAGGAGCAGAGAGGAAGAGAGAGGGAGGGAAAUAGACCUCCUGAAGAGGAGAGAGGAGGAAAGGGAGAGAGAGAUAGACCUCCUGAGGAGGAGAGGGGAGGAGAGGGAGAGAGAGAUAGACCUCCUGAAGAGGAGCGAGGAGGAGAGAGAGAUAGACCUGAAGAGGAGAGAGGGGGAGAGGGAGAGAGAGAUAGACCUCCUGAGGAGCGGAGAGGAAGAGAGAGGGAGGGAAAUAGACCUCCUGAGGAACAGAGAGGAGGAGAGGGAGAAAGAGAUUAACCUCCUGAGGAGCAGAGAGGAGGAGAAGAAGAGUGAGACAGACCUCCUGAGGAGGAGAGAGGAGGAGAGAGGGAGGGAGUACGAGCUGAAUAAGGUGAGGAUGAGUGUGGUGGAGGAAGAGAGGGAUGAAAUGAAGAAACAGUUGGAGGAGAAAGACCGCAAUCUGGAGCACCAGAGGAGUAUAUUGAGGGUGAAAGAGAAGGAGGUGAAUACCCUGCAGGAGCAAGCCCAGCUCCUGCAGGAGGAGGUGGGGGAGGAGAGGAGAGAGAGGGAGGAGCAACAGAGAAAGCGAGAAGAGAGAGACGCAGAGCUGAGGAGCAGGCUGGCGGAGCUGGAGGACAAGCAGUCCCGGGGGAGGGAGAGGGGAGAGAGGGAGAGAGAGGAGAGAGAGAGAAUCAAGGAGGAGAUGAGGCAAGCUGAGGAGGAGAACAGGAGGCUGCAGGAGAAAGUGAGGAAGCUGAAAGGGGAGCGGGAGGGCCUGGGGAGGAGGCUGGAGGAGGUCGAGAGUAGGCAGCGACUGCUGCAGGAAGAGCUGGAGGAGGAGCUGAAGAGGACCAGGGAAGAGCUGAGAGGAGCAAGACACAACAUGGUGUCAGGUCUGGAAGUGUGGAAGGUGGAGGAGGAGAGGAUGAGGAGGGGGAUAAAGACUUCCCUGGAGGAGGUGGACUCCCUCAAGCACCUUCUAUCAGAGAGAACAGAGGAGGCACAGCACCUUCACAGCGCCCUGCUGGAGGGGAAGCAGGAGGUGGAGCGGGUCAAGGAGGAGACCCUCCAGGCUGCCAGGGAGGAGGUCCUCCGCCAGAGGGAGGAGAUGGAUAAAGAAAGAGAGGAGGAGAGAGGAGAGCUACAGGGGUUGAGGGCCAGAACAAAUGCUCUGAUACAGAGAAGAGGGGAGGUGAAGGAGGAACUGGAGAGGGAGAUGGUGGAGAGGGAGUGGAGGACGAGGAUGGAGGUUCUGGAGGAGCAGAAGAAGGGUCUGAGUGAAGAGGUGAGCAUGCCAGAGGAGAAGCGAGAGAGGGACCUAAAAAACGUUAAGCAACCGAAGGAGGGAGAGAAGCCAAUGGCGGACAGGAGGAGCAGGAUGAGUGGAGGAACGGAGGAGGACAGAUGUGGAGGUCUUUCCUCUCUUUUCCAGGAGACGGAGGAGAUACUCUUGGAGGACAAAGAGGAGGAGGUGUACCUGCUGACCAAGAGGACAGGGGAGCUGGCUGAGGACAGAGACAGAAUCUUAUCGGCUCUGGAGCAGACGGAGGCUGCUCUGAUUAGCUACAAGGAGAGGGGCCUUUCCAAUGAGCAGGAUAUUGACCUCGUACCAAGGGUUGCCUUGCUCCAGAGAACUGUAGCAGAGCUGGAAGUGGACCAGCGACGUCUGACAACAAGAAGCUCUCAGCUGAAACAUCAGAACCAUCGACUCAGGAGCCACCGGAAGGUGCUCCGCCGCAGGCUGAGAAUGGUAGAAGAGGAAAGAGGAAUCCUCUCGGCUCCGCUCACCCAGUCAGACAGCAGAUCUCAGCAGAUCAUAGAAACUGACGGAGAAACGCCACGACUGAAGAACAGAAUCAGAGAACUGGAAGAACAGGUCCACCGUUUGCGUCUUACUCUUUCUCUUGACAGUCAGGAGAUGUGGGACUUCAUCGAAAGCUCCUCUAAGAACAACCAAUCGGUUCUCUCCCUGCGGCGGGACCUCAGCCUGUCCCUGGAUGCCGUCUCCAGGAAGCCCCUCCAAUCGGUUCUGCAGACUGAAACCCAGCGAUUGGACCGUAGCCUCAGGGAGGAGGAGUUUAGAAUGUCUCUAAGCCACUUAUGACUCAUACAGCCCUGGUUGGUCCAGGUUGAAGAGUGUGUGGUACUGAUAGUUAUAUGAUAUAUAUAUAUAUGUGUGUGUGUGUGUGUGUGUGUGUGUAUAUGUUUUAUCAGGGUGGGUCAGUGUCUAGAAGCUUCACCACAAGGUUGUGUUUCUUGCCUCGUUUUAUGUUUGAACGGAUCACUGUAAAAUAUGCUUACUUCAAUAAAAUGUCAUUGAGCAUCCACAAGCGCCAAUGCAUAAGAGGACCCAAGAUACCAUCGACACUUCCUCUCUCUGUCUAUGUCAAUUCAAUUCAAUUCAAAAAGCUUUAUUGGAAUGAGAAACAUACAUUUGCAUUGCCAAAGCAGGUGAACAAUAAAAUAAACUGCGUUAUAAAAUAAAAAGGUAUAUAAUAUAAUAAGUAUGAACCUUUAAAUACAAAAUAUCUAUACAUAUCAAUUGUUACUUUAAAAAGUAAAAUGUGCGAUAUUAUAUAAAUUACAUUAUCUCGUAUAAACAUAAGUUAAAGAUAAACUCUAAAUACACAAUACAUUGCGGAGGAUUAGUGCAAUUAUUGUGUGCAGAGUGAUUCCAGGGGG